UAAUCUAAAUACAUAAUGACAUUGGACGGGGAUUAAGGACCUUGAUCUGAUAUUUUAAUUACCACAAAAUUAUAUUUGAUUUUUUUUCUUAUUUACCGCUUUAACUGUACAUGGAUAUCGACGUUUAAAGUUAUUAGUUGCUGUGAAUUAGUUUCAUCCACAACGGAGUUAAAUCUAGUUUCAAACAAAGUUUGAUAACGGAUAACAAACUCUGCAUAUCAUGACUCAUUUGGACAUUUUAGCGCCGACUGUUUCAUAAAUCAGGCUAAUUAAACAAAGGAACGUCCAACCGAUAAUGAAAGGAAAGAUGAUACAUCGAUGACGGCUUUGUCCCCUUUGUGCAAGUGUUGGUAACUUUUGAGAUUGUUCCCUCAUCUCCGGCAUCGGCGGGUCCUCUAGAUUUUGGUUUAGUCCACGAAUUAGCCGAGAGAUUAAUACUUUAUAAAAAAAUCAUUCCAUCCAUAUAUUUAAUCUAACCCGACUGCCCCGUCUAAUAAUAGUGUUGCCUCUGCACCAGUCUCCCGGUGCCGCUAUCAAUAUCAAUUACCGAGGUAAGCUUUCUACUUGAAACUGAUGAGAACCGCCGUGAAGAACGUUCCUGUCGACCUACACAAAGUCAGGAGCCUAUCUCGGGGUAAACUAACUGGCCGUUCGGGUUCGAUUCACUCAUUUCCGUCAGUAGUGGGAGAAGUCAGAGUGUGUUAAAUGCAGCUUUCCGGCGCGUUUCCACUAUGGCACGCUUGCUGGUUUGGGGAGAGGCGAAGGACCAGCCGACACUUACCAAAUAAGGCCAGCGUGAUACUUUUUUUUUUAAAUAAAAGGUCCUGUAAUGUAUCGAGCGAUAGAUGGGUGGCGGGAGGGGAGGGGGGUGUAAAUAAACUCCCGGCAAAGUUGGACACGGCUCCAACGCCAGGUGGGCAUGGUCGUCACGUUUACCUCUGAUACCGACUCUGGGCCAAUUGAGAAAGCAGAGGGGCGGAAUGCGGGCGGAUUGGAGAACGCGCUGAGCCCAUGUCAGCUCAUCUGUACUCAAACUCGCUGAGGAGUGGAUACUAGAGCCGUCGAUCACUCGGUGUCACUGCAGCGGGCUGCCGGGGUGUAACAUUAAGCUGGGGGAAUUAGAGCGAGAGUCAGCUCGGAGCGGGCGCAGGCAGGCAGGCGGGAUAGAUACAAGGGGCCGGGCUGUUAUCUCAUUAGCCAGCGGUUGCUUUUUCAACGAUGUGGCCACAACCAACAGGCUGGUGAUCGCACGUAUCUCUUCCAGAUGAUGGGGGUUUAUGUGUCCAUUCCAGUGCACUUUCUGUAGGAGUUGGCUGGUUUACGAUGUAUGGGACCGACAAGGCAUGGAAUGUAGCCUGAGCUGGUAUCAUUCAGAUCUCACUUCCCCGGCCGCGCUCCGCAAGAAACUCUUGCUGCUUUUCACCAUGUUACUCCUGUGGCUCUACAUCCUGUACUCUUGCGCCGGGCUCUGCCUCUCUCUGCCCAGCCUGGUCUACGACUACGAGGCGGGCCGACAGAAGUCAGCCACAGCCUCUGGCGCCGGGGUCUCGGAGCUGAGGUCCAAACUGCUGCUGCUGCGCUCGCAGGCGGCAGGUGAGGAGGAGGCAGCGCCGGCCACCAGCGACUUACUACAGGACGAUGCGGCGGCUCCACAGACCGACAUCCCCACGGCCGCCAGUGGACACUCGCAGAGGCCCUUUGAUCUCAACCUGGGCGGCUUCGGAGCCAAGAAACUCCCGCAGGCCAUCAUCAUCGGGGUGAAGAAAGGGGGCACUCGGGCUCUGCUGGAGUUUCUCCGGGUUCACCCCGACAUCAGGGCCGUUGGGGCAGAACCGCACUUCUUCGACCGCCACUAUGACAAGGGGAUGGAGUGGUACAAGGACUUGAUGCCUCGGACACUGGAAGGUCAAAUCACCAUGGAGAAGACUCCUAGUUACUUUGUCACUAUGGAAGCAGCUGCUCGAAUCUAUGCCAUGUCCAAGGAUGCCAAACUAAUCGUGGUGGUUCGGGAUCCCGUCACCCGAGCUAUCUCUGACUACACACAGACUCUCUCUAAAAAGCCCGAUAUCCCCAGCUUUGAGAGCUUGACUUUCAAAAACCGGACUACAGGCUUGAUCGAUACGUCAUGGAGUGCUAUUCAAAUUGGCAUCUAUGCCAAGCACCUGGAGAAUUGGCUGCAAUACUUCCCCAUGCGGCAGAUCCUGUUUGUGAGUGGGGAGAGGUUGAUCAGUGACCCAGCGGGAGAACUGAGCAGGGUGCAAGACUUUUUGGCUCUGAAGAGAAUCAUCACAGACAAACAUUUCUACUUUAACCAGACCAAGGGCUUUCCUUGCCUGAAGAAGCCUGAGGGCAGCAGCAAACCCCAUUGCCUGGGCAAGACAAAAGGCAGAACACAUCCCAACAUUGACCCGGAAAUAGUUCAGAGGCUGAGAGACUUCUACAGGCCUUUCAACAUGAAAUUUUACCAAAUGACAGGACAGAACUUUGGCUGGGAUUAAGGUCAAUUUGACAACAGAGACAUGAAUUUAUUGCUAUAUUAUAUAUAUAUAUACAUACAUAUAUAUAUAUAUAUAUAUAUAUGUGUAACUUGUACAGAAAUCUAUUUUAUAAUAAUUUAUUUUUAAUUCUUAAGCAAUUAAUUCACUAAGCUGCCUAACCACAUUGUACACUGUAUAUAGAUCAUAUCUUCUAACAUUCCACAAUUGUAUUUGCAUUGCUCAUUGAUGGAUCUGUCUUUCAUUGAUUACGUUUUAAUAUCUAAAAGCACAUUUUUUUUGUUACGGGUAUUCAGUGUUCAUGAGAUCUAACGUUUGGACAUUUGAUUCCUUGCUGAUAAACAUUGGGAGCAUGUAGAGAGUUCAUCAUGAAAGCAAUGACUGGUCAGUUGGUCAAACUCAGUGCAGAAUUCAGCCUACAGUGGGAAACCAAAGCCACGGGGCCCCUGAGAGUGAAAUCUCUAAUAAUGUCAUUCACACCUAUUUCUCCAUUUUAUGGACAAAAUGCCAUCUGUUUCUUUAACUUAUUUUUUUAAAAGUGAGCUGCUUAUCAGAUAUAUGUUAUUUAGUCUACAUCCAUGCUGAUCUAUUAAGAUUAGCUACAAAAUGUGCAAAUAAACUAAAUACAAUUUUUCCUAUUUUUAAAAAAAUGUGGAUUCUCAUUUUGCAUGUUAACUGAUUUUUAACUCAUAGAUUCUGACCUUUUUGUUUUUAAACUCACUCUUGCUUUUAAAUAUAGAAACUCCUCAAAUAUCACCAUUCAGUGACGAAAACUGUUCCUCUGCAAAAUGGAAACUCUCUUUAAAAUGUUGCAUUCACUGAGCCUGCAAUAAAGUGCUCUACACAACUGUUUUGCAAUAGAAAUCAAUUUCACAUCUGCUCUGUUCACCCAAUUCAUAAUAUAACGGUAUAAGAAAGAAUUGCAGAUGCUGGUUUAAAUCGAAGGUAGACACAAAAUGCUGGGUUAAUUCAAUGGGUGAGGCAGCAUCUCUAGAGAGAUGGAAUGGGCGACAUUUUGGGUCAAGACCCUUCUUCAGACUGAUCUGUCUGAAAAAGGGUCUCGACUCGAAACGUCACCCAUUCCUUCUUUCCAAAGAUGCUGCCUUACCCGCUGAGUUACUACUCCGGCAUUUUGUGUCUACCUUCAUAACAUAACAGUGUAUCCAAUCUAUUGUCUUCCGCAAGGUGAAUUUAUACCUUGACAUGGUGGUUAGCUAUAAAUUUGUAAUAAUAAAUAUGUGGCUGAGUUUUAUUCAGCUUGCAUUCAAAAGUACGUAUAUUAGCAAAUGGUUUCUGAUAAUAUUGUACUUUAGAAUAGUUAAAGUGUAAAAAAAAUAUGUAAAUCAAGUAUUUUGUGGUAUGUACAACAGAAAAUUAAUUUUACACAGAUAAAAAUGUUUCUUUCUAGGAAUUUUGGGGAAAAAAGCAUCCUGUUUCUUGUUAUGAAGAAACAAAUAAAAUAUAUUUUACCAAACUAAUAGUCUUUCAUUUUU
Molecule: messenger RNA, 3988 nt
Organism: Leucoraja erinaceus (little skate)
Lineage: Eukaryota; Metazoa; Chordata; Chondrichthyes; Rajiformes; Rajidae
Product: heparan sulfate glucosamine 3-O-sulfotransferase 3B1-like
Exons: 2
Coding region: 1278-2498 (406 amino acids)
Molecular function (GO): [heparan sulfate]-glucosamine 3-sulfotransferase activity
Source: RefSeq, a predicted model, not a curated record